This is a messenger RNA of Castor canadensis (American beaver), 1817 nucleotides long. RefSeq names its product angiopoietin like 7 (gene Angptl7). Gene Ontology annotation, biological process: blood coagulation. NCBI's taxonomy places the organism in Eukaryota, Metazoa, Chordata, Mammalia, Rodentia, Castoridae. The record is from RefSeq and is a predicted model, not a curated record.
CUGGCUGAGGAGAGUUUUACUCCCAACUCUCUUUCACCUACUUCACUCAUCCCAUGGUUAUAUAACCUUCAGGAUGGAAUUUGGAAAUUCCUUUGACCCUGCCUGCCUGCUGAUAGAGCUGAGCCAGUGGCUGGCAGGGAUACAAUCUAAUAGGCCAAACUGGAAACACACACAUUUACAGUCCCCUUUCCUGAGCCCAGACUGGGAAGGCAAGGAAAGACUUGCUCUGUCUCCCUCCUCCCCUUCUCUGGCCUAAGUCUAUGCUGACUUCACCAAAGAGACACCUGACUUUCCCAGAUGAGGUGGGAGGGACUAAAGGCCUAUGCAGGGCCAUGGAGGGUGGAGGUGCAGGCACAAACAAUAUUUAAGAUGCUGACUUGGUGGAGCAUUUGGGCCUGUGAAGGAGAGAUAGAACACCCAUUAAGCUCCACUUUCAGAAACUCAAACUUUGAGAAAGGUUAAGAAAGAGCAAGGAAAGAAAGAAAACAACAAAGUGUGAGGCCAUCCAGAGUGAAAGCUUAAGACUUGCUACAUUUUCGCAGACCUCUGCUAGGCAAAUCCAGACGCACCAAAGGAAGAUCCUCUUCACCCAAGCCUACAAAAGAUGCUGAAAAAGACUCUCUCAGCUCUGACCUGGCUCAGCAUUUUCAUCAUGGCCUUUGUCAGUCACCCAGCGUGGCUGCAGAAGCCCCCUAAACGCAAGACACCUGCACAGCUCAAAAUGGCUGCCUGCUGUGAGGAGAUGAAGGAGCUCAAAGCCCAGGUGGCCAACCUAAGCAGUUUGCUGGGUGAACUGAGCAAGAAGCAGGAGAGCGAUUGGGUCAGUGUGGUCAUGCAGGUGAUGGAGCUGGAGAGCAACAGCAAGCGCAUGGAAUCACGGCUCACAGAUGCCGAGAGCAAUUACUCAGAGAUGAACAACCAGAUUGACAUCAUGCAGCUGCAGGCAGCACAGACUGUCACACAGACCUCAGCAGAUGCCAUCUAUGACUGCUCUUCCCUCUACCAGAAGAACUACCGCAUCUCUGGAGUGUACAAGCUUCCUCCCGAUGAAUUCCUGGGCACCCCUGAGCUGGAGGUGUUCUGUGAUAUGGAAACUUCAGGUGGAGGUUGGACCAUCAUCCAGAGACGGAAGAGUGGCCUUGUCUCCUUCUACCAGGACUGGAAGCAGUACAAGCAGGGCUUUGGCAGCAUCCGUGGGGACUUCUGGCUGGGAAAUGAACAUAUCCACCGGCUCACCAGACAGCCAACACGGCUCCGUGUGGAGAUGGAGGACUGGGAGGGCAAUGCGCGCUAUGCAGAGUACAGCCACUUUGCUCUGAGCAAUGAAUUGAACAGCUAUCGGCUGCUCCUGGGGAACUACAGUGGCAACGUGGGGAAGGAUGCCCUCCUCUAUCAUAACAACACGGUCUUCAGCACCAAGGACAAGGACAAUGACAACUGCUUGGACAAGUGUGCACAGCUCCGCAAAGGUGGAUACUGGUACAACUGCUGCACAGACUCCAACCUCAACGGGGUGUACUACCGCUUGGGGGAGCACAGGAAGCACCUGGAUGGCAUCACCUGGUAUGGCUGGCAUGGAGCCACCUACUCCCUGAAGAGGGUGGAGAUGAAGAUUCGCCCAGAAGCUUUCAAAUUCUGAAAGAAGGUGGCUGUGGAGCAGGGCUGCAGAAACAAGACAAGUGGAAGCUGGGGAAGGCAGGGCGGGAUGAGAGGAGUGUAUAGAAAGGGCAGAGAUGGUGACUGGCCUACCAUCUCCAAUGAGUCACUCUCGUACAAUUACAGUAUCUUUGCUGUUGAAGUGAGUAUAUGUGCACAAU